This is a messenger RNA of Daldinia caldariorum, 2385 nucleotides long. Its product is annotated as uridine kinase. The transcript is spliced from 10 exons. The record is from RefSeq and is a predicted model, not a curated record. Gene Ontology annotation, cellular component: cytoplasm. Bases 471 to 1856 code for a protein of 461 amino acids. Gene Ontology annotation, molecular function: ATP binding; ATP hydrolysis activity; kinase activity. NCBI's taxonomy places the organism in Eukaryota, Fungi, Ascomycota, Sordariomycetes, Xylariales, Hypoxylaceae.
UUAACAUUUAUCAGGAACUCCACAACCCACACAAGUUUCUUUUCUUACAUUUGAUGGUUGGUUACGAAGAUCCUCCUUUUUUUUUCUUAUUAUUUUUGUAGAUGCAUUUCCAACUUUAUUCAUUUCUUCUCAUCGAAGAUUUUUCUUAACUUUAUUAAUCUUUGGGUAGCAUUUCGAAAAAAAGAAGAAAAAAUGGCCAGCUACAGUACAUGCUAAUUUCAUCCGGAGAAGUAUUCAACCUUCGUCUCGUCUCGCCUCAUCUCGUCCUGUCCCGUCUUAUUAUUAUUCAUUUAUCUCUUCUCUAUACCCACCCUAUCAUCCGCUUAGGACACCUGGCACUAGUGGGCACGCGACAGCAUUCGCUUCCCAUCUUUUCACUUUUAGACUACAUAUCACAUUCUUAGCUUGUAUAAAAAGCUUCGCCCACUUCAUGUCUUUUUAUAUAUGACAUAUCGUCCAAACAAGUAGCCAUGAAUACCGGUAUUGGGUCGGCGGCCAUCGUGGUUGAAAAUAGCCCCGACACAGUAGCUAAGAGGGCUCACUACAGUCCCCCAUGGGCUGAUUUGAGUAUCAUCGGCAUUGCGGGCAGCUCCGGGUCCGGAAAGUCGACUUUAUCCCACGCUAUUGUUAGCAAGUUGAACUUGCCAUGGGUUGUCAUCUUGUCAAUGGAUUCUUAUUAUAAACCGUUAAGCCCCGAGGCUUCUAAGAAGGCCUUCCUCAACGAAUAUGAUUUCGAUUCACCAGAGGCGAUAGACUUUGAUGCGUUAUUACAGACUCUGAAGGAUCUCAAAGCCGGUAAACGUGCCGAGAUACCAGUAUACUCGUUUGAGAAGCAUCAGCGUCUGAAAGAGACAACCGCUAUAUACUCUCCUCAUGUUCUCGUUCUGGAGGGAAUCUUUGCCCUUUAUGAUCAGAGGGUGAUGGACCUCAUGGACAUGAGAGUCUAUUGUGAGGCAGAUGCGGACACAUGUCUCUCGAGGAGAAUUCUUCGAGAUGUGAAAGACCGAGGUCGUACAGUAGAAGGCUGCAUUAAGCAGUGGUUUGGCUUCGUAAAGCCGAAUUAUGAGAAGUAUGUCUUGCCACAGAGGAACCAUGCCGACAUAAUUGUGCCACGAGGAAUAGAAAAUCGAGUUGCUAUGGCUAUGGUCACGCAAUAUAUCGAAAGGAAACUAUUAGAAAAGUCCACGCGCCAUCGAGCCGCUCUAAGAAGCCUGGAGGCUGGGUGUGAUAGCGAGCCUCUCUCCGACCGUGUCAUCAUUCUUAAGGAAACCCCCCAACUCAAAGGCAUGAAUACUAUCGUUCGGGACAUUGACACUUCGAGCGAGGACUUCAUAUUUUAUUUCGAUCGGUUUUCAUGCUUACUCAUUGAAGAGGCCCUGAAUAACGCCCAUUUCAAAGAGUUCGCCGUCGAAACCCCUUCUGGAAGGACAUAUAACGGACUAGUUCCCAAGGGCGAAGUUAGCGCAGUUAUUGUACUUCGUGGAGGUGCCGCUUUUGAGGCUGGGCUAAGGAGAGUAAUUCCAGAUGGUCGUACAGGACGUCUCCUCAUCCAGUCCAACGUCCGCACCGGAGAGCCGGAGCUUCAUUACCUGAAACUUCCCAAGGAUAUCAAUACACAUGAUACAGUGUUACUCCUAGAUGCCCAGAUGUCUAGCGGAGGCUCUGCACUAAUGGCCGUCCAAGUCCUCGUAGACCAUGGAGUCCCACAGGAUCGUAUUGUCUUUGCGACAUACUCGGCCGGCUACGUAGGUGUCUACCGUCUGACGAAAGUGUUCCCGGAGGUCACCGUCGUCAUCGGUAACAUGGUCGCCGAUUUUGAAGAAAGGUGGGUAGAGAAGAGAUACUUCCGCUGCUAAAACAAGCAGGCGUAAGUAUUAAUGCGAGAACCUCGACGAACCUCGAGGACAGCUCAACCGUUGUGAGUUCCAAAUCAUAGGUCUCAUUCGUGUUAUAUCAUUCCCCUAUAAAUGAGCACAUAUAUAUCUUUCAAAUACCGUCAUCUUCUAGAAUGAUAUUUAGGGUUGGCAAGUCAAUAUGCAUCAAGCAGUCAUGGUUUUAGAUAUCCUUGCUGCCACAUCCUACGGGGAUGCCGCAUUGUCAGCCGUCAGCUACAACAUAUUAUACAUAACAGCACCAUCUUCCCUAUUCGGCUGGUGAUGCAUGCUUAGUCGUGGUUGUAAAUGGGAGUUAACUCCUCUAAUAGAACCAACAGCAGCAGGUAAUAUUUAUCAAAUAUUUGUCACUCAUCUUGCCAUAAGUUGAUCUGAUAAUCGGAGGAUCCUGGUGUCCCCAUUUCGUCUGAAAUUGCCGCCGCUUACGACAUCACGCCCCGCAAAGGCUACAGAACUGGGACUAUUAGGAUGGUGCUUGGUAUCCUAAAACUUC